CGGGUCGAGGUGGGAAUAAACCAUCCACACUGUACAUUUAGUGCAAAAACGUUUUUACUGAGUAAACUCGUGCGUCCGAAUAUAGAAACGAGCUUAACGGACUGAGAGUCGACAUUAGAAGAGUGCGAUGUGGAAACAUUACUGUUCCACACAAGCCUGAUAUACUAUUGUGUUUUAUACGGACUCAUUUUUGUUGAUCGUUGAAUUAAGGACGCAGGAAUUAAACAUGAUCUUUGCGAACACCGCCAAUCCAAUGAGGACUCCUUAUCGAAAACAGCCUCUGGUUGCUCCGCCCACUCUCCCGAUGGCUCCGCCCAGUCCGAGCACCAACAGCACGAAUAACAGCAGCAGCAACAGCAGCACGACCGGAUGGGAGCAGCUCAGCAAAACCAACCUCUACAUCCGCGGCCUGCCCCCCUCCACCACUGACCAUGACCUUGUCAAACUCUGUCAGCCGUACGGAAAGAUCGUUUCCACGAAAGCCAUUCUGGACAAAACUACGAACAAAUGCAAAGGUUACGGCUUUGUGGAUUUCGACAGCCCGUUAUCAGCACAGAAAGCUGUGGCGGCGCUAAAGGGCAACGGAGUUCAAGCUCAGAUGGCCAAGCAACAGGAGCAAGACCCGACCAACCUGUACCUGUCGAACCUGCCAGUGUCCAUGGAUGAGCAGGAGCUGGAAAACCUCCUCAAGCCAUUCGGCCAGGUCAUCUCCACUCGCAUCCUCAGAGACGCGCAGGGUGUUAGUCGAGGCGUGGGAUUCGCCAGGAUGGAGUCUACAGAGAAGUGUGAUGCCGUGAUCUCUCAUUUUAAUGGAAAGUUCAUUAAAUCUGCGUCAGGAAUGCUGGGUGCGUCUGAGCCGCUGCUCUGUAAAUUUGCUGAUGGAGGUCAAAAGAAGCGACUGAGUCAGACUAAAUACAUCCCUAAUGGACGAACCUGGACAAGGGACGCCGAGGUGAGACUAAGUGGCAUAACAUUGACCUAUGACCCCACUGCAACUGCCCUUCAAAACGGGUACUACGCCCCUCCCUACAGCAUGGGAAACAGGAUAAUGACCCAGACAGCUGUGACCCCCUACAUCUCUCCUGUCUCCACCUACCCGGUCCAGAGUCCUUCCUGGAUGACGCAUCAGCCUUACAUUAUGCAGCACCCGGGAGCUGUUCUGUCGCCCUCUAUGGAACACCCCAUGUCUCUGCAGCCGUCCUCCAUGUUGGCUCCUUUGACGCAGCAGAUGGGCCAUCUCUCCCUCGGUGGCACUGCAACUUUUAUUCCGGCUAAUACACCUAUGCAAGGAGCGUAUAUUCCUCAGUAUGCUCAUAUCCAGCCCGCUGCCAUUGCCACUGAGGAUCCCAGUGUUCAGGCCCAGGAUGUUAACUCCAGUGAUCACUCCACCUACCCAUUCCCACCUAACAAGCAAUAAAAAGGUGAGCAGAUGGAGACAGAGUCGUCAGAGGGCUGCUACAACUACAGGCUUUGCUUCCUCGAAGAGGAAAUAAGAAAAACAGAUCACAGAGGACAAGAUUUUUGCACAGGUUCCAAAACUCAAACAACCUCAGUGGCCCUCGGCAGGUGUAACAACCAGGUCUUCAUCAACCAAACCAAUGCAGCUCAUCAGACAGCCAACACGGGAGAGGCAGCAGAACUUUUAUUUUGCUAACGAGGAAACAAAACAAAGACAAAAUGCUUAUUUUUUACCGAGGACUUUGAAAGGCACAGACGAGGUCUGUGAACCCAGGACUCAAACGCAGCGUGCUCGUACCUUUAGAUGCAUGAGAGGACUUUUUAGUAUGGGUUUAGUGUGUUUUUACCGAUUGUUUAUUUCACACACACACACACACACACACAAGGAAAAAAAACAUGCUGUGGUAGUAACAAUGAGGAGGUUUUUUUUUUGCUUUUGUCUUCCGCACUUUGCCUUCUUGGUCCGUAGUAAAUAAAACUUGCCUUGUAAAUAUUGUAGAGCGGGGUUUAGAACACCUGAUGAAGUGCUCGAUGGCUGUUGGACUUCUCUCCUGUCUGUCAAAGCGAAUAUUUCACAUGCUUUUUUUUAGGUUGUAAAGUGUGUGUGUCGCUAAAGAGUCGGAUUCUGCUUUCCUCUGAACACGCUCGUUCCUAGUCUUCUCGCCUUUUUAGUCAAACUUGAUGUGGUAGAUUUAGGUGAAGCUGUUGUUAUUUGAUUGG
This is a messenger RNA of Trichomycterus rosablanca, 2178 nucleotides long. It is a transcript of the gene rbms1a, whose product is annotated as RNA binding motif, single stranded interacting protein 1a. NCBI's taxonomy places the organism in Eukaryota, Metazoa, Chordata, Actinopteri, Siluriformes, Trichomycteridae. The record is from RefSeq and is a predicted model, not a curated record. Bases 227 to 1417 code for a protein of 396 amino acids. The transcript has 14 exons. Gene Ontology annotation, cellular component: cytoplasm; ribonucleoprotein complex; nucleus. Gene Ontology annotation, molecular function: mRNA binding.